Messenger RNA from Oldenlandia corymbosa var. corymbosa, 717 nucleotides. The record is from the annotation of a GenBank genome assembly. Lineage: Eukaryota; Viridiplantae; Streptophyta; Magnoliopsida; Gentianales; Rubiaceae.
AUGGCCAACUUCAGCAAAGUAAAGAGAAGAAGUCUCUCUGAAUUGCCUGAAGAAAUUAUCCAUCACAUACUUUCUUUCCUCACCAAUAAAGAAGCAACCCAAGCAAGUACUCUAUCAAAGGGUUGGUAUGGUGCCUUCGGGUCACGCCCCGAUUUGGUUUUCAAUUAUCAAGAACUACGAUCGGAUGUUCAAGUCGAUCGCGUUCUUUUCACGUUGAAAAGAAAUUCUAUCAAUCUGCGCUUGCAAGAACUUGAAAAGAAUGAAAAUUUCAAGUGGGUCACUAAAGGAAAUAUGGUAGAUAGGGAUGAUUUACGCGAGGCUGAAUUCGACGUGCCUAACGUUGUUCUCUUUGAGUAUGAGGGAGAUAUCACUCCGAGGUUCUCAUUUACAGCUUCCUCACGAGGAUGGACAUCUCGCCUGAAAAUAAAACACAUUCAAAAGGUAGACACUUCGUGGUUUUUAAAACUAAAAGGAUUUCUAACAAGAUUCCAUAAGUCCGACUUAGUUGAUGUUUCGAUUUGCUCUGGAGACCAAGUAGAGUUCAAUUUGGAUGAUGCUGCAACGAAAGAUGGCACUUGCUCAACAAUUGAUGAAGUGAUUGCAAAGUUGUUCGUCACGAUUCAAAUUAGGCCGAUUUUGAACCAAGAAUGUCCUGAAGCAUCCGUUCUUGCAAUCUUGCGCGGUAUUUUCUGGAUCGGUCGCCCUCUUAUGAUAUGA